Molecule: messenger RNA, 4389 nt
Organism: Fusarium odoratissimum NRRL 54006
Lineage: Eukaryota; Fungi; Ascomycota; Sordariomycetes; Hypocreales; Nectriaceae
Exons: 3
Coding region: 472-3312 (946 amino acids)
Biological process (GO): regulation of DNA-templated transcription; DNA-templated transcription
Cellular component (GO): nucleus
Molecular function (GO): DNA binding; DNA-binding transcription factor activity, RNA polymerase II-specific; zinc ion binding
Source: RefSeq, a predicted model, not a curated record
AUCACUUUUCAACUGUCUUGGUUUUUCAUCAGAUAGAGGCUUCUCUUUCCCUCCCUCUGCACGUUUGUGUCUUCUAACCACGUAUACUUGGUGGAUCGGCCGACAACUCUGGUAGACUUCUCCUAGUCUUAAACCAUCACGCCCAACCCGACAGUUUGGAUCGUGUUAGGAUUGGUACAUCCCCUCCUUUCCCUUCCUAGACCAGCUUGUUCCUGGUCUUGGGCUAUCCGUAUUAGGGUACCACCGCGUCUUUUACGGUGGCCUGUCUUAGCAACGCUGGCCCCAAAAAGAGCCGCGCCGCUGGUGUAAUAAUUGUAUCCGAUCCGAGGGGGAUAGAUAAUUGCUGACCUCCCCCACCAAUUAUUCGGCGCCGGUUUACAUUAUUCGACCUUGAAGCUCUUUUAUAGCACUGUUUCUCCAGCCUCAAAUGCUCUUUUGCUGCCACUCGAGCCAUAUCGAGUAGUCCUCUCAAUGGGUGUCUUACCUAGCAUAGAUUCUCGUCCUCGUUUGGUUUUCCCAAAUACUCCUCCAGAGUCGACAAGCCCAGGCGCAUCGACCUAUUCUACUAACUCAUCUGCGGACCGACCUUGGAUCUCGCCAGCUCCUACAUCGCCAUCCAUGAACAACUAUGACAAGUCUCUGACAACAGAAAUGCCUGCAGAUCAGAAGAUGAAUGGUGAACAGUCAAGGCCAGAGUCGACCACACAAGCUGCGCCUCGACAACAACUUCCUUCCUUGAGUAGUAUCUUCGGACCUCCACCACCAGCUGGCCGACCAGCACACUCGCCCCUUUCAGAGCACAACUCUUAUUCUACUACAUCUCCCCUGGAUCGCACUCGUGCGCCAUCUGGUGACAGACAUCAUUCAACAUCUUACUUCCCGCCCACGUUGUCACCUUCAUUAUCACAACCACGCACCUACGACAACAAGUUCGAAGCGGACCGACACCCAGCCCAUGGCCUCUCACGGUCUUACUCUGGUUCAGCCUCUCCUAGAUUCCGCAAUGGCGAGCAUGCCCGCCAGGAAUCAGUUACUGAAGGGCAACCUGGCCGAUGGUCUGUGCACCAGGAAAGCCGAUCUGAGUACUCUCUAGGAUCUCGAGAUGGUUCAUUUCGACCACCACAGGACCAGUUUCGGCUUCACUUUCCAAGUCCUAAGGAACGUGUGAUUCCCACUUACAACGAUCAGGGGUCUUCACAAGGAGCUCCAAUCCCUCCACCAACACCAAGCACUACGGCGACUGAUGGUGUUCCCUCAAAGGAUGGACUGGGCCCCAAGAUCUGGACCGGAACACAUUUCUUACCUAGAUUUGUCAGGGCCACUGAAGUGCCAGGCGAGGGAAUGUGCUACUUCUACGAUGAUGGCAGUCAUUGCAAGACAGUAAUUGAUGGUGAGGCAGUAAACGCUCACUGGGGUGUAACCAAGGCUGGGAAACCCAGAAAACGACUCGCGAUUGCAUGUGUGACAUGCCGUGAGAAAAAGAUAAAAUGUGAUCCUGACUACCCUCGAUGCGUUCAGUGCGAGAAGUUUGGUCGCGUAUGCAAAUUCAAGAAUGCGCCUCGAGGAGGGCAUAACACAUCACCAUCGACACCGCCGGCUGAGCUUGACGAUGUCAGGACAUUGAAUGGGCCAACCAUACCCAAUGAGAGCGAGAACAGUUCGCCGGUGUCGCCACGAACUACUCUCCGUCCCCAGUCUCCAGAGUCGGGUUCACACAAGAGGCUUCGAUCGGGCUAUGAUAGUUACGUUUCGAUGGGUGAGCCAGUGCACGCACUACCGCCUGUUGAGGCUCCCAGACCUCACGUCCCCUUUCAACCUCCCGCAAUCGAACUCCCUCGAAUUUCCGAAGACGUGCUCAACCAAGCUUGGCGAACUGACCCCUCCCUGUCCGACCCCCAGUCUAUUCGUUCUGUGAUUUCUCACUUUUUCGUCCAUCUCGACAGCACCAUGAUCGUGCGAUUCAUCCCCGAGAACGUCUUCAAGGCAUGGGUUGUAAACCCGGGGCACCGCAAGACGCCGGAGGAUUUGAUGAUCCUGUACAGCAUUCUCGCUGUCGGUGUUGCGCUUUCUGGCGGACCGAAGGCGAUCGCUUUUGAGUACGCGUCUGUUGCGCACUAUGCUCAGAAGUUAACCACAGCCAACUGUAUUCAGUUGGUUCAGACUAGAGUUUUACUGGCACUCUACUAUAUUUCAAUUUCCCGCUCAUCUGAAGCUAGUGAGAUGAUCUCAGCUGCGGUGGCUUCAGCAGCUUGCCUUCAGUUGAACGUUGAGAUCGAAGAGUCAAAGGAAGCCGGCCUCAUCACAUUUCCGUUCGGAAUGAACAAGGCUGGGUACUGUGAAGCCAGGAGAAGGACUUUCUGGUCUCUUUACAUGCUAGAGCGCCUUGACGGUCGCUUUCCUGACCAUUUAGCAAUGAUUAACGCCGAAGAUAUCUAUACCCGCCUCCCCGCCGAUGGUCAGAGCUUCGAGCGUGAGAUGGAUGGAUUCGCUCCUGUCUUCAACCCUUACGUCUCGGGCGUCGCUACCGCGCAAGACCGUGAGCUUGGCAUUUCAGCAUACCUAGUUCAGAUGGUACACAUCUGGUCUAACGACGUAUGCCGGAUUUACAGAAUGGCUCGACGAGCGAAUGUGAUGGAAACGGAUCUGGAGCCAUCCCAACGAAUUCUGAAGCGCAUUCAAGAGUGGCGCAACGCCUUGCCUUCCCGGUUGGCUUUUACCGCUUCAAAUCUUGAGUCUGCAGCGCUAGCAGGGGAGCUGGGACCUUUCUUGACCAUGCACCUUCUUUACAACCAUGCCAUGAUCAAGCUCAGUCGCCAUACGCUGGCAGCAGGACGCCUUUCGCCCCAAACUACAUCCCACAAUAUACAAACAUGCUAUGAACAUGCAACACAAGUAUUGGAUAUGGCCAAGGCACUUGUACGACUUCAUCGUGGAGGCCAGACAGUCCUUAGUGGACCUGCACCAGUUCUAGCCAUGGUUUUGGCGGAAGCUGUUGAUGUUUUUACAGCAAGUGGCCGUCUUUCCCACCUAAGUGACAUUAUUGAGAAUGUGCACAUGGUUCAGGGAGUGGUUCAGGCCAUGUUUGCCAUUUGGGACAAUGUGCGGAACGCGCAAGAGGCGAUUGAUGGACGCCUCGCAAUGCUGCAUCGCAUUCGAGAGCGAGGCAGCCAACCGGUCAGUCCCAUGGAAGGCUACCGAGUUUUUUACAGUUCUGAAGGACGUGAAGAAGAGAAGAUCCUUCGUUGGCAAAUCAACAACCCAAUGGAGAAGCUGUAUCCCCGGGAUAUGGAUACCAUUUACUAUCUUCAAUGAUUUGAGCAAGCGGAUUGCAUGAAAUGCCUGGCACUGGCCACACGACGCUGGUUUCUACCGUUUUUGUAUCAUUUGCAUCUUCCUGCAUUCACGACACUGCAGGCAUGGUGUUGGGCAUCACAUUGGGGGAUAUGGCGUUAUAUACAUAGCAUACGAUGACAGGCAGUCAAUUGACUGGCCCUGUCGCUUGUUUGUUCCUGGAUAGAGGGACUUGUACUGUUUUCUAUAUUAUCCCCAUUGUAUGAUAUAUCUUACUAUGCACAUAAGGGAAGGAGUUCUGGCGUCUUACCCUCUGAGAUUUGAUCUCUCGAGUGGGCUGAGCGUUCUUGAGCCAGGCAGGCACCAAGAUGAUUAGGCAUCUGGUCCACACAAAGUCUGUUGAAAUAUAAUUGACGUCCAAUGUUUUGUUGGACUUGAAGACAAGAUGAUUUUCGGAGCAAAUACUGUUUGCAGCGAGUGACCAACCUGAAUCACCUCGAGUGGUUGUUACAGGCUGAGACAAGACCGUCUGGAGCACUUGCGACAAGGGCCUUGAGUAGUUUCAUGGAUACCAUGUCUAGUGUGCGGCGUGAUCUUCCUGUGACAUGUCCUUCUCAUGUUAGAGCCAGACUCCCAAACCCAUGUGUCGUUCCCACAGUUUACGGCGCUGAUCUCGUAUCUCGGAAGGAUCCUCGCAUCCUCCAACACACACGAACAUGGUACCAAAUUCAGUAAGCACAGAGGCUGCUAUGCUGGGAACAAGCGCUCGGAAAUGCCCCACGAGGGUAGCGUGAAGCCUGUGAUAAGAGGCUUGGCAGAGUAUUGGUUGGCGGGAUAGGGGAAUAUGUGGGUGAGAAUGGACUCGAGGGAAGGGAAUCCCAGCAUCAACUUUGGGGGAGGGUUUGUUGGUUGGGGGCCGUUGAAGCUGUGGGUUGUGUAAGUGGUUCUUGAUGGCCUCAGAGGUGGAACUGAAGGCGGAGGGGGCGGGACAAAGACGGUAUCGUAUCCUCGGCUGAAUGCUCAGCAAGGGCCGGGGGACAUUGUAAUUUCAAAACCGUAGUGUGAUUGAAUUCUAUGCCGUAAGAUAUUGGUUGUUGG